AUGACUAGAGUGUUUACGGUUCUUGGGAAUACUUUGUGGGAGUUUAAUGAUCAGCCCACGGAUGGAAAUGGGAAGAAGUUGAGACCGUUGAGUAUGUUUCUUUUCAUUGCUGUUUUUUGAUGUGUAAUUGCUGAUGAUGUGUUAAUAGAGACCAAGAAGAGAGAUCGUGGUGAGUAUGGUAAGUAUUCCCAAAGUCAGAUUUUGUGUAUGGUUAAGGCUAAUCAUCAUCGAUAGGAACUGCUGCUCGCAAGAACGAUGACGAUGACGAUGACGAUGAGGAAGAUGAAGAGGAUGAGAGAAAAAAGAGGAAAGAGGCUGCUGUGAAAAGGGAAUGGGUGGUGGCAGAGCUGCCGGUGUCGUUCGAAGCGAUGCAUUUGGUGGACGAGAUGGGGAGGAGGGACAGGGACAGAGACGAACUUUUGAGUACGAGGAGAGAAUGGAGUAGAGGGAGGCGAGGGAGGGCAUAUGACACAUGGAACGGGGCUUCGAUUGAGAAAGAGGAGUUUGAGGCUGCACAAAUUCUGUUGCAGAUGAGUCAAGGAGAAUGA
This is a messenger RNA of Hymenoscyphus albidus, 548 nucleotides long. The record is from the annotation of a GenBank genome assembly. NCBI's taxonomy places the organism in Eukaryota, Fungi, Ascomycota, Leotiomycetes, Helotiales, Helotiaceae.